ACCCAAGUGCCCCUGCUCCAGACGAGGCUUUUUCCGUAACAUCGUCAACCAGUGGAGGUUCCACCGUAAGUGAUGAGCAGAACCACUUUGAGUGCUACAUACUUAACGUAGGCUCGCACAAGGCUGUUUGCUCCCCUUGGCAAGGAGUGCUGCUACUCCACCGACCCGCUGAAGCCGCAGCAGAUGGACAUGCUCAUCACAUCUCGUCCUUUCGCCGGAGCGUCGCUGGCGUACAACCCUCUCAUCUUUGAGCAGACGGACCUGUACGAGACUGAGGACAGACUGGCCCACGUCGCCUGCUGCCUCAACUCCCCGGACAGGUUCUGUCGUCGCUUUUAUCAGCUUCGACCUGUCGGCGACUGUGACCCUAACCCCGCGCUGGGGUGGAGUCCCUUGUACGGCGAUCCACAUGUGACAGCACUAGACGGUAGACAGUACAUCUUUAACGGUCUUGGUGAGUUCACCAUGGCGACAGUAAGAACAGCCCAUGUCAGUUUCACCCUUCAGGCCCGAACACAGAGGGCGGAGCUUCGGCCGGGAACGCCCACCAACGGGACUGUCUUUACGGCGGUCGGGGCGGAGGAGAACGGAGUGAGGGUCUUCCUGCAGAUCGACCCCAACACUAACACCACACUUAUUCUCUUCGCCAAUAACAUCGACUACACUCGUCAGCUCCAGCAAGAGGGAGACAACUUUGUCCUCGAUCACGAAGGUGUGAUGAUCGUGCAGGACAAUAACACCUGUGUAGUUACCUUUCCUUCAGGCAUAGGCCUACAGAUUUCAGUGAGCAUGAAGGCUCUGGCUAUAGGUGUUUCAUUUCCUACGAUGUUCCGAAACAUGACGAAGGGGCUGCUGGGAAAUUUCAAUGGCGACAACACCGACGACUUUGUUCUUCCUGGUGGUCAAGUGCUGAGAAACAAUUUGACAGAAAAGCAAAUUUUGUCAAUGUUUUGUCUACAAUGGGCGGUUGACAACAGUAGCACUGUCAUGAGAUAUGAAGCAAGAAUGGGUCCCAAAGACUACAACCAUCCUGAGUUUCAACCUGUUUUUCUGGACGAGUUGGACGCACUUGUUAGGCGCGAAGCCGAGGGUCUGUGUGGAACCAAGAAUCUUCCCUGCAUCUAUGACUUCCUCGCCACAGGAAACAAAGACUUCGCCUUGUCCACUGCAGACCAGCAGAAGCUGUCAGACGAUCUCAUGAAGCAAAGCAAGAAUUCUUUGCCAUCGGUAAAAGUUCCAGCAGCAGCUUACGUCAGUGUGGGUGUCCAGAAAACUGUUUUCAUUAACGGGUCUGACCCUGAUGUUAAUGACCGACUGACCUAUCGAAUUGUUGAUGAUGCAAAGGGUGCUGUCAACAUCAACUCAUCGUCUGGUGCAAUCACCAUCUUUUUGAAAACCUUGGACCCUAUCAAAAUACAAGUUUACGUCGUAGACGAGGUGGGCGGACAGUCAACAGUUGAGUCGUUGCCGCUCGUCGUCUGCUCCGGUUGUGAAGGUCACGGCCUUUGUAAUGAGUCGGACCCUCGAGACGUGUCGGGGGAUUCCUACUUCCAGUACGCUGUCUGCCAGUGCCAACCGGCCUGGACCGGCAACAACUGUGAACUGGACAAGGACGGGUGCAGCGACAACCCUUGCCACCCCUUGCAGACAUGCGCAGACGUGCCGGCCAGUCAGCAGGGCAGCAGCGAUGUCGGGUACAGGUGUAGUGACUGUCCCCCGGGUUUCUCCAGCAGAAACGGUUCCCAGGACUGCAUUGACAUCGACGAGUGCGGCAACAGUUCCUUACACAAAUGCGACAUGAAAUGUCACAACACCUACGGCGGUUACGAGUGUUCUUGUCAGGAGGGCUUCCGUCUCAGUACUGACGGCCGAACCUGUGCUGAUGUCAAUGAAUGUCUAGAGAGCACGCACGACUGCAGACAGGUGUGCAACAACACGGAGGGAGGCUACCUAUGCGAGUGCGAGCCUGGGUACUCCUAUGACGAAAUCACGAAAGACUGCAUCAUGGACUCUUCCCUGUCCGGCGUGUGCCAGGCCAGCGGCUGUUCGCAAGGUUGCAGUGUUGCCACAGACCCAAGCAGCAGCAGCAGCAUCCCGCUGUGUUUCUGUUAUCAGGGUUACGACCUAGACCCCCGAGACAACGCGACGUGCGUGGACCGCGAUGAAUGUCGGGACAAAGUGUGUGACCAGGUGUGUAACAACACGGCGGGCGGCUUCUCCUGCUCCUGCUACGACGGCUUCGCCCUGAACAAGGAUGAGCGCACGUGCUCGGCCUGCCCGUAUCUCAAGUACGGCCCCGAGUGUCGCGAGACGUGCACGUGCAGUGGCAGGAGCGUAGCGUGUCAUCCUGUACGGGGCUGCGUCUGUCAGGACGGCUGGACUGGCAAAAGCUGCGAGGAAGACGUGGACGAGUGUGCAGAGAACCCGGAUGUGUGUGGCACUCAGAAGAGAUGUGUCAACAACAAGGGGUCCUACUCCUGUGUCUGUCGGCCAGGCUAUGCCACAACUGACGAUGGAGUGUGUCAAGAUAUUAACGAAUGCAGCACCAGUAAUCCGUGUAGUGAGCAAGAAGAUUGCACCAACAUUCCUGGCGGCUUUUACUGCACCUGCAAAGUGGGUUACAUCAAGAUAGGAUCAAAUUGUACAGAUAUCGAUGAAUGUAAACUAAACAUAUCAGACUGCCAGCAAGAAUGCGUCAACGUCCCUGGUUACUUCAACUGCGACUGUAAAUAUGGCUACAGACUCACUGCUGACCGAGACAUUGUUCUAAAGUUCAAGAGGUCUGUACCAAUGGAGCUGUGUGUAGACAAGCCCACGGUUGUACACUUGACAACCAGAACAACCCAGAGUGCUUCUGCCAUAGUGGAUAUCAUCUCGUUGCCGCUAACAACACCUGCAUAGAUAUCGACGAAUGUCAAGCCAGUGUAGCCAAAUGCUCACAUGACUGUCACAAUGAGGAUGGAAGCUUCCACUGCAGCUGUCCUCUGGGUAUGAAGCUGGACAAUGACGGGCUGACUUGUUCUGUCUGCCCCAAUGGUACAUA
Molecule: messenger RNA, 3043 nt
Organism: Pomacea canaliculata
Lineage: Eukaryota; Metazoa; Mollusca; Gastropoda; Architaenioglossa; Ampullariidae
Product: mucin-like protein
Exons: 13
Coding region: 184-2901 (905 amino acids)
Molecular function (GO): calcium ion binding
Source: RefSeq, a predicted model, not a curated record